UUGAAAUUUCUUAAAAUAUAAACAUAAACAGAAUUAAGCUACUAACUGUCAAACAAAUUCUAAGAAAAUCAACCAAAAGAUCGGUUAAUUCAACCGAUGAAUUAAUGGUAAAUUCUGAAAAAUGCCCAUUUAUAAACUAUAAAACCUCGAGACUUGAGGUUAUGAAACAUGCUUGUACUUGGCGUAGCGAUCAAUUUAAGUAAGCGUUAAACUUCCGAAGAAGCCGCUGUAACCACUCCCAAAUACCUUGUCAAAGUUAACCUGUAUAAAUCAGGUUAUGUUUCACCUGAAAAAAAGUAAACAGAAAGCUUAAUAAUAAAUUCCCAUAAUUUAACUUGGAUUUAUUCGAUUUAGUUGUGGAAAAAAUGUUUCCCACAAGUACCCAACGGAAACAUUGGAUGUUCAGCAGCGAAGAAGAAUUAAAUUCCCUAAGAGAGAACGCUAAUAGCCGACACAUUUUAACUUAUGGGAGGAACAUGAAUGAAGCAACUAAACUAGCCUAUUUCCUUAAUCCCGAGGAAGAGAAAACCAUGGUAAAACGGUUCGAAAACCACCUAAAGGAUUUUUGUAAAAGGUUCCAGCCUCCCAUGCCCAAAUGUGUUAUGGGCACAGCAUUCCACUACUUCAAAAGGUUUUAUAUAAAAAACUCUGUCAUGAACUAUCAUCCCAAAGAAAUCAUGGUCACUUGCAUCUAUUUGGCUUGUAAAGUCGAUGAAUUCAAUGUGUCUAUUCAGCAGUUUGUAGCAAAUAUUAAAGGAGACAGAGACAAAGCUACUGAUGUGAUACUUAAUAAUGAACUGUUGCUUAUGGAGCAGCUAAAUUUUCAUUUAUCAAUACACAAUCCAUUUAGGCCAGCGGAAGGGUUACUUAUAGAUAUAAAAACAAGAGGUUCCUUGCAUGAUCCUGAAAGGUUACGCCCAGGAAUCGACCAAUUUCUGGACCGAGUCUUUUUAACAGAUGCAAUUUUACUUUAUUCACCUAGCCAAGUUGCCCUGGCGGCGAUUUUACAUGCAGCAUCGAAAUUGCAAGAAAACUUGGAUUCAUAUGUUACGGAAAUCCUAUUUGCGAAAGGUGGCACAGACAAGUUGCAUAUAUUGAUAGAUGCAGUGAGAGCCAUAAGAUCAAUGGAAAAAACUGCCGGGACUAUGCCAGAUAAAAAUGUUAUUAAAAUGCUUGAUAAAAAGUUGGAUAAAUGCAGGAACCCAGAAAAUAAUCCUGAUAGUGAUAUUUAUAAAAAGAAAAUGCAAGCCAUGUUGGAUGAGGAUGAUGAUGUUUAUGCUGCUAUAUCAUCACAGAAUCAGUUGAGGGAUGAAAGUGCUUUAAAUAUGAGCAUACCUGCGUCUCCUGAUGGGGCUUAAGUGGUGUUAGGUGCGCUUUAGUCAAACUGUUACUUAAGGAUGUCUUAUUUGUAAUAAAAUAUAUAUAUUUUUUUAAA
Messenger RNA from Anthonomus grandis grandis, 1435 nucleotides. Its product is annotated as cyclin-H. Bases 366 to 1358 code for a protein of 330 amino acids. The transcript has a single exon. Gene Ontology annotation, biological process: regulation of cyclin-dependent protein serine/threonine kinase activity; DNA-templated transcription; regulation of transcription by RNA polymerase II. The record is from RefSeq and is a predicted model, not a curated record. NCBI's taxonomy places the organism in Eukaryota, Metazoa, Arthropoda, Insecta, Coleoptera, Curculionidae. Gene Ontology annotation, molecular function: cyclin-dependent protein serine/threonine kinase regulator activity. Gene Ontology annotation, cellular component: transcription factor TFIIK complex; nucleus.